This is a messenger RNA of Arachis ipaensis, 2048 nucleotides long. RefSeq names its product GRAS family transcription factor family protein. Lineage: Eukaryota; Viridiplantae; Streptophyta; Magnoliopsida; Fabales; Fabaceae. The record is from RefSeq and is a predicted model, not a curated record. Gene Ontology annotation, molecular function: protein binding.
AUGAGUGAAUCAAAUUUACCAGCAUGGCUGCAUUAUUACCCUAAAGCACAGUCUUGUGUAUUGUAAUGUCAAUUCUCUUUCAGCAUACACUGACCGUGACCAAGGGGUCCAAGGCAUUACUUGUCAUGGAAAAGAAAACUUAUGAAAAAGCAACAGCAGGAGAACAAAAGUUGAUGUACCAAAAAUUCAUAUUCCAGCUGGACCCUACCCUGAAGCACCCCAUUCGGUCCAACUUGGUGCUGUGCAUAUAAUUAAAUGAAUUUCAAGUAAUACUAAGAGCUCUAUGAAAAAUAAGCAAGCUCUCUUAUAUCAGUAGUUCUACCAUGACAAUGACACAAAACACUUUAUAAUAUAAGUAGCUCACCCCGCACGCCCUUUCAAACAAUUUUAUAAUAGUCCUCAGCCGACCCAGCAUGAAGCAGAGCCAAGAAAAAACACUUAAAAAAUUGAAAGGGCAACCAAUGACACCGCCCCAUGAAGAAAAAUAGUGCAAUCCUUGUGGGUCAAUUGUCCUCAGUGGUCACUAGUAAGUAGUAAACUCUUACAUAAUUAAACAAAUCCGAAAGUCUUAAUCAAGUCAAUAAACAAAUCCCAUAAAAAGCCAACCACACCGAGACAAAAACUUGUUCAUAUAUUUAUCAGCCAAUACAACCUCCUCCCACCAAAACUACCUAACCCCCUGCAACAGAACUCACUUACUCACUCACUCAUUCUCACUGAAUGGAAGAUCAUCGAAGUUCAACACCCAACGCUAUUGGUCUCUGCCUCCUCCCGCAAGAGCUCAUUCAAAACAUAUUUCUAUCUCUCGUCUUGCCUGAAAUCCUUCCCUUAAAACUGCUCAACAAAUCUUUCUCCCGAAUCAUCUCCGACCACACCUUCGUUCGCCGCUGCAACUCCGUCUCCGCCGCCACCACCUGGCUCUUCGUCUACAAGAAGCGCUGGCUCCGCGACGCCGUCCUACACGCCUUCACCCACCGUAGCUCCCACCGCUGGUUCCGGAUCCGCAUCGCAGACCUCCACUUCCACGCCGACAACGACCUCUACUUCCUCGCCGCCUCCGCCAACUUCUUCCUCUUCGCUUCCAACACCGUCCGCGAGGUCAUCGCCGUUAACCUCGUCACCCUCGCCGUCAAGAGGAUCCCGCCUUCCCCGUUAGGUCCACGUGGCACCUCAUCGUGGAGGAGGUCCGGCAUGAAGCUCGUCUCCCACCCGGACGGCUCCGAUCAUUUCCGCUUCUUGUUCGCCGAGUGCGUGGACAACCGGCCCGUUUUGUUUGUCUACAAUUCCGAGACCGACACGUGGAAGUCAACGGAGGGGAAGGAAAGCACUGGAUCCAGUGGGAUUGUGCCACGUGGAGGUGGAAAUAUUUUCCUGAGCGUGGCUCAUGGGCCCCAGGAGAGCGUUCUGGUUGCGUGUACAGCACAGUGCGAGGCGCCAACAGUUGUACGGCCGAGAUUUGAUCCGAGAGGGAGCGAUGGAGGGUUGAGCGUUGGAUAUAGUUGGGGAAACGUGAUAGAUAGGCUACACGUGUACGGAGAUGGGUACAUGAUGAUAGUGAAAUCGGAGGGUGGAGAGCGUGGAAAGGGGAGGGUGUUGAAGGGCGUGGAGUUGUGGGGGUUGAGUUUGGAUGGGAGGAAGUGGGAGUUUGUUUCGGUGGUUCCGAGUGAGUUGAUGAAGGUUGUUGAGAAGCCUUAUGGGGUUAUGAUGGGUUGCUUGGAGGAGAAGAAUGGGAUCCUUCGGGCUGCUUUGGUCUCUAAUUCUGAGGGGUUUUGGAAUAUGAUUUGGCUCUCCUAUGAUGCCACGUGUAACCACUGGACCUGGAUUCCCGUUCCUGAUUGCAAAAUGAAGGGAUGGAAUAUGGCUGGAAUAAGCUUCUCCUCUGGUCUUAUUCUGCCUUGAUGAAGAGUACCAAACAUGUAUAUAGUAUAGUAUGCCAUCUAUCUUGUAAAUCAAAUUAUACCAGAGGAUGAGCUGAGCCAUGCGGUUUAUUCAGCCUUCAUUUCUUAAAAUUAUUUAAUGGAUCCUCCAUGUUAUUCACUUUUAUUAUU